AAAGGUGUGAUCAGAGUUUUAUACUAAUAGACGUGGUUCAAUGAGCACUGUUUGCAUUGGGAAACAGCACCAAUGAUCAAUGCUAUUAUCCUGGCUAAAGAAAUAAAAAAAGUCGAUAGACUGCCGUGACAGCAAGACUGGUUAUGACACAAGAGGCAUACGGUGAUAGUAGCAGAGAACUGUAGAUACAAAAGCACCAAGAUGCUGCUGUAUCUGUCACUUUUAAUUGGCCCCCUUUGUGUUUUGUCUAUUAACCAAUCUAGACCUUCGUACAGAUGGGGGUACUUUGAGAGUCACAUCAGCGCGCGACUUGCAAAUGGCGUGUUCGGAGGAGGAGCGGCAAAAACCUUUACCGUGCAGAAAAGGUCGGAAUGUACAACGCUAUGCAUGCGUCUUGGGCCCGAGUCGUGUGUCUCUGUCAGUUUUAACUCAGCUGAGUUGAUCUGUGAAGUUUACGAUAAAACUACUGACGACGACUCCAACACUUCUCCAGUAGCGAGUGAAGGAUGGGAGUAUUUAAAUCCAAAGUUCGGUCCCCCACAGAAACCUAUAAUUUGGGAAGCUAAAUCUCCGCACAGAAACACCAUAGAGGUCUCCUGGGCGCCAGACGUGGACGGCGGCUUUGAACAGACCAUCACCUUGGACAUCAAACUCCAGAACGCGGAUGACAGCACUUAUGUGACAAAGCUGACGGUGACAAACCCGGAGUACCUGGUCAACGUUACCACCAUCUUGACGGACUUGGUUGAGAACCUCUUCUACACCCUGCGGUUCACGUCCACCAACACAAGAACAGUUGGUAUAAACAAUGCCUCUGUCACGGUUGACGUACAGACCUUUUCUGACGGUUUCACAUGCGAAAGAUGGAAAUCGGAGGGUAGCCUAACCAGCGGUACAUAUACCAUAGAUCCUGACGGCAACGGUCCUGUGACGUCAUUUGACGUGGACUGCGACAUGACCUUUGACCCGCCCUUGACGAUCGUCCACCAUUCCAUAGAAGGGAGAAGCUCUCAGCUUGGCCCGUCACAUUCUGGCUACUACUAUCGUUCCCUGAGUUAUUCCCCCGCUACAACAGACCACGUGGUGGCGCUCGUAGACAAAGCAAGUCACUGUCACCAGUUUCGUAAAUUCGAGUGCCAUGGUGUUGGAAAUACCGGAAGCGGCACCGACCAAAGUGACAGGGACGGAGCCUACCAGUUCUGGGGCGCCUAUUUUGCCGGCGGCUCCCCAGUAUCUAAAUGCCUUUGUGGAAAAUAUUCAGCAUGUAGAAAUGGGAGAUCCGACUGUGCCUGCAUGGCCAACGAUGUCGUUUGGCGAGAAUCUGCGGGAUACCUUCAGGAGAAAGUGGUCCUUCCCAUCGUGAAUACAAGAAUAAGUGACAUUGACGGUACCAAUGAAAUGGGAUUCGAGACACUGGGGCCGGUGGUUUGCUCUUCCUGGCCAGAAGGUCGUGAACAUCCGCUAGGGAUGGAAAACUCCCUCAUUGCUGAUUCUGCACUCUCUGCAUCAAACACCGACUCCAGUAGCCAGUGCACGGUGACCAACGGCCGAGUGGGGUCCGCCUUCGACGCGGCCUGGUGUCCACCUGCGGCUAACUUGGAUACUGACCAAUGGUUCCAAGUGGACCUGGGCAAGGUCAUGGUAGUGACCAAGGUGGCCACACAGGGUCAAGCCGGUCCGUCUAACCGCUGGGUAACAAAAUACAGUCUCCUCUUCUCAAACCUUAGUUACACUAAUUUUGAAUGCUAUACAUCUGGAAAUGGCACUUGUAAGGUUUUCAAUGGCAACUGGGACGGUGACGCAGUGCGCACUAAUUACCUAAGACCUGCGGGUACAGGCAGAUAUAUACGCUUCAAUCCCAAGGCUUGGAACACACACAUUAGCCUUAGAGCAGAAGUAUAUGGGUUUGAGGCAGGCUAUACUAACACCAGUGACAUUCCCACUGGUCAGUCGGUCACUCUCACCUGUCCAACGGGCACUUGGCUUGACAUCCAAGACGCAUUUUAUGGAGACGAGAGCCAAAACUGCCGUGCCACACAAAAGAACGCCAUCAAGGCAGUUAAGACACCAUGUCAACAGCGUUCGACCUGCACCGUCACAUCCGGGACCUCCCUCUUUGGAGAUCCGUGUUCCUCAGUGAGCAGCAAAUAUAUGUGGAUAACGUAUAAAUGUGUCUCCAUCCUCAGUUCUUGCUACGAAUACUAUAUGCACGGAUUUACGUACAGCGGUCCCUUUGAAAUUGAUCCAGACGGUCCAAACAAUGGCGUCGGGCCGUUCAUCGUGGAGUGUGACAUGACGUCGACACCACCUGGGAAGACGUUAAUUCACCAUAAUAGAGAGAGCGAGUCCGGGACUAUUUCGGGUCAUGAAAAUUGCGCCGGUUCAGGCUACACGGCCACUGUCACCUACUAUGGGGUCACCCUUACCACCCACAUACCACCCUUCAUGAAUACCGUUGGUGCCUGCUCUCAGUUUGGUAAAUACCGCUGCAAUGCAGCCUCUGGUGUAGGGACCACGUGCACUUGGGCCAAAGACAGAGGUGGUACUCAAAUCCCGUAUUGGGCCGGUGGAAAUGCAAAUCACAAGUGCGCAUGUGGGGUCGCUGGGACUUGUGACAAUGGAAGAACCGAUUGCAGUUGUAAUCAAAAUGACAACGCCGAAAGAGUCGAUCAAGGUUAUUUUACCGAUAAAUCGUUGCUACCAGUGUCGUUCAUUCACGUCGGAGACACCGGAGACGCCAGUGAAUGGGGAAGAUACACGUUUGGGCCUCUGGAAUGUGAACCAGCAUUGCCGUCUUGUACCGAAUGGAAGCGAUUUACCUCCACGAGCGGAACUUACUGGGUUGAUCCAGACGGAGGCGGCGGCGUGGACGCAUUCCAAGUUCAAUGUGACAUGUCCACCAACCCGCCAACAGCCACGUUCAGCCAUGACCAUGAGGCCCGCACUCACGUGAGCGGAUAUGACCCCGCGUUGAGCUACUCCGCCACGCUGACUUAUGAUGAUGCCAGUGUUGAACAAGUGGCCACUUACGUCGACUACGUUGGUGAGAGCUGUACGCAGCACGUGAAGUAUGAAUGUUACCACUCUGUUAUAUCGGUUAAUAAUGGUACAUUAAAUUACGCUGCCUGGUACGACCGCAAUGGACAAGUGGCACAGUUCUGGCCUGGCGGGGACCCCGACGGCGUGCCUUUCAACUGCGCAUGCUCGCAAAAUGGAACCUGUGCCAGCUCAGCACAUAACUGUAACUGUGACCUGAACGAUUCUACAUGGAGGGCUGACGAAGGCGACGUGACCGACCCCAGUUACUUGCCGGUAUCCAAGGUUGAAUUUGGCGACACCGGAGGAGGCGAGGAGGGAUAUCACACCGUGGGCCCACUGGUAUGUCGCGGAUAAUUCCACCAGGGAUGCAGAAGUGAUUUUUUUUCCUUUUAAUUAAUUUAAAAACCCGGUUUUUCUUCUCAAUCCGCAGUCGAUAACAGAAGUACUGCGUUACUGGCAGAAUGUCAACCCCCCCCCCC
Molecule: messenger RNA, 3518 nt
Organism: Lingula anatina
Lineage: Eukaryota; Metazoa; Brachiopoda; Lingulata; Lingulida; Lingulidae
Product: contactin-associated protein like 5-3
Molecular function (GO): extracellular matrix structural constituent; protein binding; carbohydrate binding
Source: RefSeq, a predicted model, not a curated record